CUCUAUUUCUCAUCAUUAUCAUUAUCUCAACCCUUCUCUAUCUCUCUUACUACAAAUUAUCAGCAUCCAUCACCAAAUAUAGAGAAUAUGAGCAAAACCGAAGCAAUAAGCUUGACCAAAAGGGGAAUGUUGCCGCCAAGUAGUUGCAGUAGCCUAAUGGACCGCUCUGAGUCCCUCAAGAGGGACAGUGUGAUGAGCAAUGGUGCAGCCAAAGUGAGAGGAAGCUUGGAGCGCAAGAAAUCAAAGAGUUUUAAGGAAGGAGAAAGCUAUUCUUCUUGGCUCAUAACGGAGGCUCCUGGGAGUAUAGCCGCCGUGAGGAGAGAGCAAGUGGCGGCACAACAAGCCCUAAGGAAGCUAAAGAUUGCUCAUUACGGCAGAUCCAAAUCAACCAUUAAUUUCACUUCUUCCAAAGUCGUCCCUCUUCUUCACCCUAACCCUAACCCUCAUCCUCAGAGAUGCAGCUUCCUCACCCCCACUUCUGAUCCUAUUUACGUGGCCUACCAUGAUGAAGAAUGGGGAGUUCCAGUUCAUGAUGACAAGACGUUGUUCGAACUGCUGACCCUAAGCGGCGCACAAGUAGGCUCCGAUUGGACUUCAACCUUGAGAAAACGCCAUGACUAUAGGAAGGCGUUUAUGGAGUUUGAGGCGGAAGCGGUUGCCAAACUCACCGAGAAAGAGAUGAAUGCAAUAAGCAUCGAAUUCAAGAUAGAGAUGAGCAAAGUGAGAGGUGUUGUGGAGAAUGCUACAAAGAUCGUAGAGAUCAAGAAAGCGUUUGGGUCAUUAGAGAAAUACCUUUGGGGAUUUGUGAACCACAAGCCCAUCUCCACGAACUACAAGCUGGGACACAAGAUUCCGGUCAAGACAUCGAAGUCGGAGAGCAUAAGCAAAGACAUGGUUCGUAGAGGCUUCCGGUUUGUGGGUCCCACUGUGGUUCACUCAUUCAUGCAAGCGGCUGGUCUUACUAACGACCACUUAAUCACUUGCUGUCGCCACAUUCCUUGCACUGUCCUGGCAACCAAUCCCUAAUUAUUAAUUUUUAAUUUAAUUGAAAGUGUUGUUUUUAUUUAACUUUCGAGUGCAAAAUGUAGGUGUAGGAGAAAAGAGAUUGCAGUUUUUUUUUAAAUUGGCAAUGUAAGAUAAAUUAGCUGGUUUUGU
This is a messenger RNA of Arabidopsis arenosa, 1155 nucleotides long. NCBI's taxonomy places the organism in Eukaryota, Viridiplantae, Streptophyta, Magnoliopsida, Brassicales, Brassicaceae. The record is from the annotation of a GenBank genome assembly.